This is a messenger RNA of Nematolebias whitei (Rio pearlfish), 928 nucleotides long. Its product is annotated as eukaryotic translation initiation factor 4E-1A. Gene Ontology annotation, biological process: translational initiation. Gene Ontology annotation, cellular component: eukaryotic translation initiation factor 4F complex; cytoplasm. The record is from RefSeq and is a predicted model, not a curated record. The coding region runs from base 9 to 650 and encodes 213 amino acids. The transcript has 7 exons. Gene Ontology annotation, molecular function: RNA 7-methylguanosine cap binding; translation initiation factor activity. Lineage: Eukaryota; Metazoa; Chordata; Actinopteri; Cyprinodontiformes; Rivulidae.
UCCGGAAGAUGGCGACUGCUGUGGCUGCAGUUCCUCCACAUCCUGAAAAGGAAAACUGUGAAACAACAAUUCAAAAGGUUGUGAGUCCUGAAGCUUACAUCAAACAUCCGUUACAGAACAAGUGGGCUCUUUGGUUUUUCAAAAAUGACAAAAGCAAAACAUGGCAAGCAAACCUUCGUCUCAUCGCAAAAGUUGACACGGUUGAAGAUUUCUGGGCACUUUAUAAUCACAUUCAACUAUCAAGUAACCUGAUGUCUGGCUGUGACUACUCUCUGUUUAAGGAUAGGGUGGAACCCAUGUGGGAGGAUGAAAGGAAUCUGCGGGGGGGCCGCUGGCUGAUAACGCUCUCCAAGCAGCAACGCAAAUCAGACCUGGACCGGUUCUGGUUGGAGACGCUCUUGUGUCUGGUGGGUGAGGCGUUUGAUGACCACAGCGACGAUGUCUGCGGAGCCGUCAUUAACAUUCGAGCUAAAGGAGAUAAAAUAGCCAUCUGGACCACAGACUUCGAGCACAAAGAGGCCGUCACACACAUCGGGCGAGUGUACAAAGAGCGGUUGGGCGUCCCGCCUGAUGUGAUCAUCGGUUACCAGUCCCACGCAGACACGGCUACAAAGAGCAGCUCCACCACCAAGAACAAGUUUGUCGCCUGACGGCCGUAUUCUCCUGCCGCUGCACCGUCAAGACACGCACGCACAAAUGUUCGAGUCUGUCUUUUGUUUGACACUUUACCAAAACUUUUGUUUCUUGUAAUUAUAUAAACGAUAAAAUGUAGCAUUGAGUUGAAAUGGUUAAAUCCAUUAUUUUGACAGAAGAUUUAUGUGUGAUUUACUUUAAUAUUAAGGGUGAUGGUCAAAACAAGUCACUUUCUAAGUUGAACUAUAGGAAUAAACAUGUUUAAAUGCACAAAACUCCAAAAUAUUUUGUUUAA